AUGGGUCAACCUGGUACACCAUUACGUCCUAUUAUUGCUUCAAUUCAUGCAGCAGCUACAUUGGUAUCAAAAUUUUUAAAUGAUUUAUUAGCACCUAUAUAUUUGAAUGUUGCUCGGGAAAUGACAUUUAUUAAUAGCAUUGAUGUAGUUAGCAAAUUAGAAAAGUACGUUUUAGAUGGACACUUUCAAGUUACAACAAAGUUUAUCGUAAUUGAUGUGACUGAUCUGUAUACGAUGAUACCCCGUGAAGGUACACUACAUGCAUUGAUGCGAUUUUUAGAAAACAAUUCAUACCAUGGAAAAAUUGGUACAUUAUCCAUUGAUGCUAUUAUGAGAAUGGCUCGUUUAAUAUUUGAUACGAAUUAUUUUGCUUAUGACAAUAAAUAUUAUAAACAAACUUGUGGUGGUGCUAUGAGUUCAGCAUUUACACAAGUACUGGCUAAUAUCUAUAUGCAUGAAUGGGAGCAAGACUUGAUCCAAUAUCAAGCAGUACACAAAGGAAUAUACGGAAGGUACACAGAUGAUAUAUUCAUGACAACUAACGAGAACAUACAUGCAAUUAAAAUGCAACUCGAAAAAGCUUCUAACAGAGAUACCAAUAUCCAAAUUAACUAUGAAAUUAAUACAUCAGUUAACUUUUUGGAUGUUACAAUAAACAAUGAGAAUGGUCAUUUAAAAACAUGUCUUUAUCGCAAAACAACAGCUGAACCUAAUAUAUUACCAUACACCUCCAGUCAUCCACCACACGUUCAUCGCAAUAUACCUUUUGCUGCUUUAUUACGUGCUGCUCGUAUUUGUUCCGAUGUGCAUGAUUUCAACAGAGAACGUAUUCGUAUCGAUCUCUCACUAUUACUAAACAAUUAUCCACGAAAUUUUAUAAGGAAACAAUUCAAUAGAUUCUUUCAAGUAAAUAAUGCCAUACCUGUUCUGGAUGAAUGGAAUUCUCAAGUUUAUCAUCGACUUCAUGAACAAUUAUUCCAUCAACCUACACGACGUGAAAAGCAACUGCAAGCUGUGGCGCAAGAUCCGAUUCGAUCACCCACAGUAUUCCAACAGAAGACAUGGGAUCCAAACAUAAUGUACCCACGUUAUGUUUUCGACAGUUCCACAUCUACUGAUUUUCAGAAAAGAUUUUACAAAUGGUGGCGACUUUAUUAUGCAAAUGCAGCAUCUCCUUUGACAAACAUUAAAGUUCGAUUGGGAGCUAUGGCGAACCAGACACUUGAAGCAUUCUUAAUACGUAAAAAACCACCAAAAGCAAUUCUGACACGCAUGGAACACGACUACACCUGA
Molecule: messenger RNA, 1293 nt
Organism: Rotaria sp. Silwood1
Lineage: Eukaryota; Metazoa; Rotifera; Eurotatoria; Philodinida; Philodinidae
Source: the annotation of a GenBank genome assembly